Oncorhynchus nerka (sockeye salmon) is the source of this 1448-nucleotide messenger RNA. RefSeq names its product BPTI/Kunitz domain-containing protein. The record is from RefSeq and is a predicted model, not a curated record. NCBI's taxonomy places the organism in Eukaryota, Metazoa, Chordata, Actinopteri, Salmoniformes, Salmonidae. Bases 77 to 739 code for a protein of 220 amino acids. The transcript is spliced from 6 exons. Gene Ontology annotation, molecular function: serine-type endopeptidase inhibitor activity.
CUUCCCCUGUAGUUUACUGGAGACUACAAUCGUCAUUCACUCUGCUGAAGACUAGAGAGAACACACAGACAACAUCAUGAAACAAAUGGUCAUAUUUGGGGUUUUUCCUUUUGCUACAUUCUACAUGGUUCACACUGAAGUACCAGAGUACUGUUCCCUACCGCAGGAUGAGGGUACAGCUCCAACCUCAGGAGCAGAUGACUUCCAGAUCCUGCUGUAUUAUGACGCAGCGAAAGACCUGUGCUACCCCUUCAAGUACUUGGGGGAGGGCGGCAACGCAAACCGCUUCACCCUGGAGAGGCUCUGUAUGAGGAACUGUUCUGCCAAGGCAGAGGAGAUCUAUCCCAUGGACGAGUCAAAAGCCUGCCACUUCAAGAAGGCUCUGGGUGAAUGCUUUGGCACCUACCUGCGUUAUUUCUACGACCCCAUCCAUGAGAAGUGUAAGAAGUUUCACUGGACUGGCUGUGUGGGGAACGGGAACAGGUUCAUCGACCAUCAUGCCUGCAAUGCCACCUGUGCUGGGAUUCAUGAUGAGGGUACUGAAGAGGAGGAGGAUGAGCCUGAUACUCCUGUUGCCCUGAUUCUAGGAGUGGUGUUUGGGAUCACUGGAGCAAUACUCAUCAUAGUCAUUGUUGUCCUGGCCAUGCAGAGCAAGAAGAAUCACAAAAGUGAUACAAAGAAAGUGAAAGAUGUCAAGCUGGAGACACAACUGCAAGAAGAACCAAUUGAGAUGGCGUAGAGAAGAGAAGACAACCAUGAAAGGAAAUUAGAAUGACUAGAACGCAUGAUUUCAUUCACGUCAACGUCCAUGAUGAGUUGUCGGGCAGCCAUAUUGAGUGUACACAUGCCAGUCAUUCUAAUUGUAGGGGAAAAACCAGCUCUGGCCAUCACCUGAAUGGCCCCUCUCAGGGUGAUAUCAUAGAGUAACAUAGGCCUACAGUUGCAACUAACAAACUUCAAAUUCCAUAUAAUGUUUACCUCAUUUGUUGUUGUCAGACUAUUCAAAAAUCAUUUGUUUCUGUGUUGACAAUAUCGUAUCUGACUUCCGCAUCACAAAUGUACGCCAGGCUAUUUCCUCAUGGUUAUGUUUGACAUCUCAGUUAUUUUAUCAUGUAUUUUUUAUACUGUCCUCUUUUACAAUAGGAAUGUAUGUUUAUUUUAAGUAAAUUUGGUAACUACUCAAAUCUUCUCCACAGAUUUGAAAGAAUAAGCACUAUUCAUCAUCAAUUAGAUUCAAGUUUGUUAUUGAACUACUGAGUGUGCAACAAGAUUUAUCUGAUAUUUUAAUUGUUUUUAAUGUGUUUUAUGUGCGACGAAAGGUUUGUGUUUGGUCUGUGUAAACAUUCUAAUAAUAAUAUUAACAUUCACAUAGGUUUUGUAGAAGCUACUAAAUGGUAUGUUUUUGUAGGACAUGAUAUGAGAAUGAACCAAUACACAGUUUGAAAACA